Messenger RNA from Acanthoscelides obtectus, 848 nucleotides. The record is from the annotation of a GenBank genome assembly. Lineage: Eukaryota; Metazoa; Arthropoda; Insecta; Coleoptera; Chrysomelidae.
GUAAUACCCGUGCCGAUCUCCAGGUAGCGCAACCAUCGGACGAACGUCAACGGUCAACGUUGUUUCCAUCUUCCAUCAUUUAACGUGCAGCUCCCACUUCUUCAGUCUUAUGUGUUUUGUGGUUUGUAUUGAUUUUUGAAGUUUGAAGUCUGGAUUGGUAUUCAACAUUCAAGUUGAUUACACUCAACUUCACAAGUUAUUGGAGAAAAAUGAACAAAGCAAGGAAUUUAUCACCAAUUGUACGACGAAUUAUAUCCACACCAAGUGCCAGGUGUGCUUCUGAUUGGGUACCACAAGAAAAAGAAACACAUACUGGACAGAAAUGGGAUGCUGAUGAUUAUAGAUUAGCCCGGUUUAUAGAUCGACCAAAACACGUAAACCCCAACUUUGCCAUCGACCUGAUUGCAGAAGUGCCACCAAAACCAUGCAAGGAACGAGUUGUCUGGUGUGAUGGGGGAAGUGGUCCAACUGGUCACCCAAAAGUGUACAUAAACUUGAUUUCAGGGAGUAGUGUGCACUGUGUUGUGAGUCGAGGUGUACAAAUAGCUUUAGAUACGAAUGUAUGAAGUGUGCAGAACAGCUUAAUGCAAUAGCGCAAGAGCAUAAACCACAUUUUGGAGCUACCUUCAAAUGCAUGAACAAAAUAUGGUAGCUGGUUUACAUUUAAUUGCCAGAAAACAAAAUCACUGUAGUCCUAUAGUUACAGAUAUAUAUGCAAUGCUUCAAACUUCAACUAAUUAGAUCCUCAUUUGGAAACAAAAAUGUUUUGCUAAGGUAAUAGAGGAUAUAAAUAAUGUGUAAAGAAUAAUGUUUUAUAACCUUUUAUUAAUAAAACUACAAAUAAUUAA